AUGACCUUAGAGCUGAUGUGGUCAAAGGACAACGCUGUCAAGGCAGCUUAUAGGAGACAGAAAACAGGCCGAAAGUGGAACCCUGAAGAAGUGAUCAACCAAGCAAUCAGCAGGCUAAAGCACAGGGAUAUAGUAGGAGCAGUUCAGCGAGGAAGGACCGGUCUGGGGUGGGGAGAGAGAACCCAGAGAUGGGAGAGAGCCACCCAGACAGAGCGAAAACAGCUCGUAGUGGAAGAGGUUAAACGAAUGGAGGAAGAAGGGAGGAAAGUUUGUGCAGUUAGUCAGAAGCAACAGGGAGCUUGGGUCAAUUGGGAAGACUGUUUAGACAGAAAGUUGACCUGGAACGAUGUGUGGAAGAUUCCCGAUUGCAGACUCAGCUUCCUGAUCAGGGCAGUAUACGACGUCCUCCCAUGCCCGAGGAAUCUAAGCAGGUGGUAUUCAAGGGAGGAAGCAUGCCAGUUAUGUGGAACGCCGAAGGCAAACCUGAAGCAUACCCUCUCUGCCUGUACUACCUCCCUACAACAGGGUAGAUUCACCUGGCGUCACAACAAAGCCCUCAGGGUCCUGGCAGCAGCCCUAGAAGUCCGAAGGAGGAAGGCAGGAAGCAGAGAGGAAACUCAGAAGCAGACCUUCAUCCCCUUCGUCAAGGAAGGGCAGAGUGCGACACAGGGGGUUAGGAGGAGUUGUGAAGGCCUGAUGAGGAAGGGAGAGUGGGAGAUGGCAGUCGACCUGGAUAAACGGUUGGUCUUCCCUAGGAACAUCUGCGAGACGACCUUACGUCCUGAUAUAGUCUUGUGGUCUUCAGUACAGAAGACAGUCCUGGUGAUUGAGCUGACUAUACCAUGGGAAGAGAACAUUCAAGCUGCGUAUGAGCGGAAAAAGCUUAAAUACCAGGAGCUGGUUCAACAGUGUGCGGAGAAUGGGUGGAGGUCACUGCUGUACCCCGUCGAGGUGGGCUGUAGGGGUUUCGUCGGAACAUCCCUUACACGGCUAUGCAGAGAUCUCUCCAUCGGCCAAAAGCAGCUGGUAAAACAGAUGGCAGAAGAGGUGGAAAGAUGUAGUUUCUGGCUUUGGCUGAGAAGGAAGGACUGCCACUGGAAAACCAAGGAGUAG
Molecule: messenger RNA, 1113 nt
Organism: Branchiostoma belcheri (Belcher's lancelet)
Lineage: Eukaryota; Metazoa; Chordata; Leptocardii; Amphioxiformes; Branchiostomatidae
Exons: 1
Coding region: 1-1113 (370 amino acids)
Source: RefSeq, a predicted model, not a curated record